Molecule: messenger RNA, 2652 nt
Organism: Dovyalis caffra
Lineage: Eukaryota; Viridiplantae; Streptophyta; Magnoliopsida; Malpighiales; Salicaceae
Source: the annotation of a GenBank genome assembly
AUGAAGGAUUCAAGUCAAUCUUCUGAUCCCAAUAAAAAUGGGGCUUCACAAAUAGAGGGUCGGAUGUGGACAAAAAUGGGGCUUAAUUUGAGUCGCUCGGAAGCCACAAAUCCAAGCCCAAUUAUUCCACCGCUGAAAAAUCCGAGAGUGCGGCUCUUGUUGCUUAAGCGUGUGAUGCUAGAAACUCUAAGACCGAUAACACACACCACUACUGCUCCUCUUCCUGCUAAAUUUCAUUCAAUUCCUUACUGUCGACUCCAAUCUAGGGUUUUCUACCACCGUUUAAUCCCUCAUAAUUCCCUCUCUUUUCCUUCAACUAACCCUAAAUCCUUCGAUUUUUAUUCAGGUCUUUUCUCCAAUUCCAAAAUCAGAGACCAUAAAAUCUUAGCUAAAUGUCAAGAUAGUGAUUCUACCGAGAAAACAAGCACAGAAACCGAACCACAAAACAAUCCUCCGUCAGCAUCGUCAUCUUCUAAUUCAGGGUCUAAGCAGAAGAGAGAGAAGCAAGGGAAAAGCGAAUGGUGGUUUUCGAAGAAGCAGAAUUGGAAAUGGCAACCUUUAAUUCAAGCGCAAGAAAUUGGUGUCUUGCUUUUGCAAUUAGGGAUUGUUAUGUUCGUUAUGAGGUUGCUCCGACCCGGAAUUCCUUUGCCCGGGUCGGAGCCAAGGCAACCGACUACUUUUGUCAGUGUUCCGUAUAGUGAAUUUUUGAGUAAAAUUAGUAGUAAUCAAGUGCAGAAAGUGGAGGUUGAUGGUGUGCAUAUAAUGUUUAAGUUAAAAAAUGAGGGAAUUAGCAGUCAAGAGAGUGUUAGUAGUGGUAGUAGCGGCAGUGAAGUGGUUAAUAUUAAGUUUCAAGAUUCUGAGUCUUUAUUAAGGAGUGUGGCGCCUACUACGAAAAGGAUUGUGUAUACUACAACGAGGCCUACUGAUAUCAAGACUCCUUAUGAGAAGAUGCUGGAGAAUCAGGUGGAGUUUGGUUCGCCUGAUAAGAGAUCCGGUGGAUUCUUGAAUUCGGCGUUGGAGUUGUUUCACUGUCUUCUGCACCGUUUCCCUGUUACCUUUUCUCAGCAUACAGCUGGUCAGAUUAGGAACCGCAAGUCUGGGUCUGGAGGUUCAAAAGUGUCUGACCAAGGUGAAACAAUAACUUUCGCUGAUGUUGCUGGUGUUGAUGAAGCUAAGGAAGAGCUAGAAGAAAUUGUGGAAUUUCUCAGGAAUCCAGAUAGGUACAUACGACUUGGUGCUCGUCCUCCUCGAGGUGUUCUCCUGGUGGGCCUUCCAGGGACAGGUAAGACUCUUCUAGCAAAGGCUGUUGCUGGAGAAGCUGAAGUUCCCUUUAUAAGUUGUUCUGCAAGUGAAUUUGUGGAGUUGUAUGUCGGCAUGGGUGCCUCCCGUGUGAGAGAUCUAUUUGCCCGGGCAAAGAAGGAGGCACCAUCAAUAAUAUUUAUUGAUGAGAUAGAUGCUGUGGCAAAAAGUCGUGAUGGAAAAUUCCGCAUUGUUAGCAAUGAUGAAAGGGAGCAGACUUUGAAUCAGUUGCUCACUGAGAUGGAUGGGUUUGAUAGCAACUCUGCUGUGAUUGUUCUUGGUGCGACAAAUCGCUCAGAUGUGUUAGACCCUGCACUUCGACGACCAGGAAGAUUUGAUCGUGUCGUUACGGUGGAAACACCUGAUAGGAAUGGAAGGGAAGCCAUUUUAAAAGUACAUGUUUCCAAGAAAGAACUGCCUUUAGGAGAAGAUGUUGACCUCGGUGACAUUGCCUCUAUGACUACCGGUUUUACUGGGGCAGAUCUUGCAAAUCUGGUAAACGAAGCUGCCUUGUUGGCUGGAAGAAAAAGCAAAAUAGUAGUGGAGAGAUUUGACUUCAUUCAGGCAGUGGAGCGGUCAAUAGCUGGCAUUGAGAAGAAGACUACCAAGUUGCAAGGAAGUGAGAAGGCUGUGGUUGCGCGCCAUGAAGCUGGUCAUGCAGUAGUAGGUACUGCCGUUGCUAACAUUCUUACUGGACAGCCACGUGUAGAGAAGUUGAGCAUACUACCAAGGUCAGGAGGGGCUUUGGGCUUUACUUAUACACCCCCAACAAACGAGGAUAGAUAUUUGCUCUUCAUUGAUGAGUUGCGUGGCCGCUUGGUUACUCUUCUUGGAGGACGGGCAGCUGAAGAAGUUGUUUAUUCAGGUCGUGUCUCGACAGGUGCUCUGGAUGAUAUUCGGCGGGCUACUGAUAUGGCAUACAAGGCAGUAGCUGAAUAUGGCCUUAAUCAGACAAUAGGUCCUGUGUCUCUAGCAACACUUUCUGGAGGAGGGAUGGAUGAGUCUGGAGCUGCUCCAUGGGGAAGGGAUCAGGGGCAUCUUGUUGAUCUUGUUCAAGGAGAGGUGAAAGCACUGCUGCGAUCUGCCCUUGAUGUAGCACUUUCCGUUGUGCGUGCUAAUCCAACUGUCUUGGAGGGGCUUGGUGCUCAUCUGGAAGUUUGCUCUUCUUUAUCAACUGGUUCAGAGAAAGAGAAAGUGGAAGGUGAAGAGCUGCAACAGUGGUUGAAGUUGGUAGUGGCUCCAAAAGAUCUUGUGCUCUUUGUUGAAGGCAAGCAAAUUCUUGCAUCUGAGAGUUGGGCGGAACGUCAUUGUUUCGGGCCACGAGAUGCAAGGAUGGAACUCGUAUUGAAGUGA